AUGUAUGGUCUUACCACGUUUAUAAUGCACUUCUUCCCAAUUUGUACUAUAGUCGCUUCUUUAUGGCUCGCUUACAGGUUCUAUAAACUCAUGGCAAUACCCAUGUAUAAGAUAAUAUCAGAUUUGAAUAUUCGUACUCCACCAGCAAUAAAGGCUUCUAUUGAUAGAAUCACCAAUGAUUCCAUAACCGUUCAUUGGGAAAACGAACCGCUAGAUAAAGGAACUUCUCAUAUUUCACAUUUUAUUCUAUAUUUAAAUAAUAUUCAGUUAGCAAUAUUUCGAAAUGAUCCAAAAUUGUUGUACACAUGCUGCCUAAUUACCGGAUUGGAACAGCAUAAACAAUAUCAAUUGGAUUUUGUCACUACAAAUGAAAUGGGGUUUGUUAAUAAGUUACCUUCAUUAUAUUGCAUGACUAGAUCAAUAGCCAACGAAAAUAAAUUAGAAGAUUUCAAUGAUUCAUUAGAGAAAAAUGUUGAUUUAACUGCCCACCAACUACCAGGUGAUGAUAUUAUUGGUUCACCAUCUACCACAAAGACAAGAAAAUGGAGAAGAAAUACAGUUUCUUCCAUUAAUCAGGUUGAUAUAAAUUCAGCUUCUCCAGUGGCUUCGCAUAUUCCUUCCUAUACAAAUUUAGCUAAAUUACAAGAUUUAGAUAAUUUUUCCAUAGAUGAUUUGAAAAAAAUUCUUAUUUGUGCCCAGGAAGAUUUACAUGAAGUUUUAUCUCAACAAACCACAGCUAUACAGGAUUUCCAUGAAAAUAAAAUAAAUCUACAACUUGAAUUAGAAAAUUUAAAAUCUCAAUGGUCCCAUGAAAAUGAUCUUAGAAAAUCCAUAAAAUCUAAUAUUAAAUCAUUAGAAAAUGCAAAACUUUUAUCAGAUUUGAAAUUUGAAAAGGCUAAUCAAAAAAUUGAAACAAUUAAUUCCAAAAUAGACAAGAUGAAAAAAGAUAUUGAGAAAUGGGAAGCCAGCGAAUUAGAUAGUUUGAAUAUUGAUAAAUUGAAGAAAAGAUACGAUGGCUUGAUAAAAGAAAUGGAAAAUAAAAUUUCUGUUACGACAAAGGAAGUUGACACUUUACAACAAAAUGUAGCAGAACAAGAGAUAGAAAAUAAAAAAUUAAAUUCACUUAAGAAAUCUUCUUCUUCAACUAAUUUAGCUGAUUACACGAGUAAUAAUAAUAACAAUAAUAGUAAUGGUAAUAAUCAACAAUCUGGAAAGACGGUUGAUUCCCAUCAACAAUCUGCUAAACUAUUGAAGAAAAUUAACGAAUGUAUAUCUGAGAAGACUGGUAUUCUUAACAACGGUGGUGAAUACUAUUUGUCCAAAUUAAAUCAAAAUAGUCCUGUGGUUUCACUAAUAAAGGAACAAUUACGAAUUGAUCAGGAAUUAGAACAAAAAUGGAGAACUAAAAAGAUUAGACUAAUCAAAAGGAUUAAAUUUCUAGAAAAUAAGUUUAACAAUGCAAGCACUGAAAGUAGACAAUUAAAAACUAGUGUCUUUGCAAGAACCUACCAACAACAAAAUGAUUUGCCCUCUGAUUUUGUUCCGAUUGUGCCAACUACUUCAUACAAUUCCUCAAAAGUAAAUACUACCUACAGUAAUUCUGACCUGAAUGCUAUGCCUUCCAAUGAUAUGUCUAACCAAUCUCCUCAAUUCAUAAAUACAUCCAAUACCAGGGAAAUAAACCCUUUAUUAUCUGCAUUUAAUGUGUCUACGCUUAAUGAAAAUACAAGUCCAAGAAUGUCUAUGGAUCAGUCCCUAAAUGAUGACUUUAACAUGAUGACUGUAUCACCAACAGUUAAUCAGUCCCAAUUUGUGAAUCCUAUGCAGAGCACAGCUGGUAGUAUGAUUGAUAAUAACAAUUCUAUUAAUGCUCUUUCCUCCUUUGGGAGAGGAACAGCUACCACAGCUACCAGUGAGAUUAUUGCUGCCCGAACUUUUCCAUGGGGAUCUUCUGAUCAACAGAACCAAUCUGUUCAAUAUUCUGGAUCUUUGCCCAAACAAGAUUAUAUUAAUAAUGGAUUUGAAUAUAAUGAUACUAAUCAUCUUAUUACAGGUUUGGAAAACAUGAUAUAUGAUGAGAAUGAAAAUGCGGAUAAAGUUAGUAAUUAUUCAAAGAUUUACACCAAUGACCAAUUGGAUAAUUACUGGACGAAUCAAAAGGACACUAGUAAUGGAUCUAUUGUACCUUUAAGGAAUACAGAUAGUCUUGAUAAUGGAAGUGGUGCUAGUGCGGGUUUAGUAUUUAAUAAUGAUAUUGUGCCAAUGGGUAACCCAUUACCUUCCUACACAAAUGAGAUGAAUGUUCCUGUUUCGUCUUCCCCUUUGGCAACACAUACAGCAGCUAUAAUGAAUGAUACUCCUAAUACUUCCAUUAAUCUAAUACAACCUCAAAGUUUACUUGCAGCAACCUUGAAUGAUCCUGCAACUAUGUCACCAUUUCAAGACAAUAAUCUAACCAUGUCUCAGUCCGAAUCUGCAUUUAGAAAUACACUCAACAAUGGCGGGGCUGCUAUGGACACAUUUUUAUCUGGAGCACAUCCGCUUUCCCCUCAUAAUUCUCAAUCCUUGGGCGGUGCUACCCAAGAUGUAGAAUUAUUAAAUUAUAGUCAACAGCCUGCACAACCAUUUUCAUCACAUUUGCUCACUGGUACUCCAAAGACAACUAAUUUGGAUCACGGUUUUGGCCAAUUAGUUGCAAAUAGUAAAGAUUCCAUUACAGAAGAGGAUACUAAUCAAUCCAAGCACGGUACCCACGAUUCGAUAUUUCAUUCACCUUCCUUUAAUUUUAUAUGGCAAACUACAACUUCCCCAUCCAAGAGUCAUGGUAAUAAAACGAAUGGUCUAACUCCAAAUUUGACUUCUCCAACUAAACCGGAAACUAAAAAAGAACAUAUGAUAUCUUCUCCAAUCAAGUCGAAACGUAGUGAUAGUAAUCGAACGCAUAAGAGGGACAAGAGUGCUGGUAGUGUUUCUAGUUGGAGUAAUAAACUUUCGUUGAAGAGUCGUCAAUCCGUUACGUCAACAGUGGUUGAAGACAAUGCUAGUGAAGAUGACAAUAGUAUUGAUUCAGGUGCAUCCAACAUUGCUCAACCGGUAGGUAAGAAGACUGGAUCAGGGUCUAGUGGUAGACGUAUCACAAGACUUUUAUCUAAGAGUGGUAUGAAUAACUUAUUUAACUUACCAGGCCAUGAGUCCCAACAACCAACAUCAUCUACAUAA
Molecule: messenger RNA, 3219 nt
Organism: Maudiozyma barnettii
Lineage: Eukaryota; Fungi; Ascomycota; Saccharomycetes; Saccharomycetales; Saccharomycetaceae
Gene: GTA1
Product: Gta1p
Exons: 1
Coding region: 1-3219 (1072 amino acids)
Molecular function (GO): protein binding
Source: RefSeq, a predicted model, not a curated record